Messenger RNA from Syngnathus acus (greater pipefish), 758 nucleotides. RefSeq names its product cytochrome c oxidase subunit 4 isoform 2, mitochondrial. NCBI's taxonomy places the organism in Eukaryota, Metazoa, Chordata, Actinopteri, Syngnathiformes, Syngnathidae. Gene Ontology annotation, biological process: mitochondrial electron transport, cytochrome c to oxygen. The transcript is spliced from 5 exons. The record is from RefSeq and is a predicted model, not a curated record. The coding region runs from base 150 to 689 and encodes 179 amino acids.
UUCUAACACCCUGUGCAACUUUGCCCUGUGCUUGGGACCCGCCCACUAGCUGCUUCACUGUCAUUUGUCCCUGAUAUCCAAGCAGACACAAGACAGGAGCAAAACAAGAAACUUUUAUUCCCCCUCGUAGGAUUUGCACUACCACCACCAUGAUGCUCGCCCUGACUGCGGGGCGUGUAGGAACAGGGUUCCUAGGCAGGCGCUUGGUGGCACUCGUGACCCCGAGCAGCGCCACCGUGGCGAGGCACGGUCACGGUGAGGUAAGCCAGGCAGCGGACAUGUCCAAGCCAAUGUACUGUGACCGUGUGGACACCCCGUUGCCGGACAAAGCCUACAAGGAUGAGCUGAGUGCUGCUGACAAGAGCCUAAAGCAAAAGGAGAAAGGGCCCUGGAACCAAUUGACCAAAGAGGAGAAGAUAGCCCUCUACCGCCUGAUGUUUCGUCAGACUUACCCAGAAAUGAAGAAGACCACGGAUGAGUGGAAGACUGUCAUGGGCGGCGUCUUCAUCUUUCUGGGCCUCACCGGGCUGGUUGUCCUGUGGCAGUCCAUCUACGUGUACCCUCCGCGUCCCCGGACCUUUGAUAGCGAGUGGCAGGCCAAACAAAUCCAGAGGAUGUUAGACAUGAGGAUGAACCCAGUCGAAGGUCUCUCCGCCAAGUGGGACUAUGAGAAGGGCCAGUGGAAAUGAAGAUGCAGCAGGACACUGAUUCUGCAUGGUGUAACUUGCACAAUAAUAAAGAUUGAUCUCCGUCCAGCA